GGAUACUAUUUCCUCCCAUGCACUGAUCCGAGGCCCGGACACAACAAACUGAUCUGAGUUUGUUUCUGUGAUUUGUGUUAGAUUUCUGUACAGGUGUCCAUCUUCACAUUUAGUUUGUGACGACUUAGGAUCCAUUCAGAGUAGGUAGGGUUGUCCCCCUCAUCCAGUGCCUCAAUAUGGCCCUCUAAGCUGUAGUAAGGCCAUCCUUUAGCCACUGAGCUGUCUUAACUUAUUAACUUUUAGGCAGGUCAUGAAGCAUAAGACCAACCUAAAUACCCAGGCUGCUGCCAACACACCUUUUUCACAACAGCCCUUUUGACAUGAAAUAGUAAUGUAAUGUAAUAGUAAUGCAGGUGUUUCCAGUGAUACUGAGGGGCAGCAGCACAGUCUGUAGGGCCUUGGCUUGGGGACUGCCAGUUCACUGGGCACUGACGAGGUGUCCUUGAGCAAGGCACACCCCCAUCUGCUCUCAGGGCAGCGCUUUGUGAGGUUACCACCAUCCACCAUCUCUCUCCACAUUAGUGUAUGUGUGUGUGUGUGUGUGUGGUUGUAUUUUGGGUAAAAAUACAUGUAGAAAACUAUAUAAUUAUAUAUGUAUUUAUAUUCAUAUAUUUUCUACACUGUGGUGUCAUUACUUUUCCCAGAGUAAAGUAUCUGAGUACUUUUUCGACCCUACUGUCCCUGGUGACAAACACACAGUCCCGUCCCCCGCCUGUAGAGGGCGCCAGAGCACCGUGUAAUAAUCAGUCAGACAUUUAUUGAUUCCAGCAUUAAGGAAAUUAUGAUACACAAACUAAUUAACAAACUCGACACAGCUGUCCUGACGUCACGGUGAGAGAGACAUCUAUUAUAUGUUUCAUAAAAACCUGACUGACGUCACCGGGGUGUGUGUGGGACAAGCGGACGACGCCAGCCGAGACUAAAUUAGCGUAAUUAACAAUUAAUACUUCACCUGUUCACAUGAAAUAAUGUGUGCCGUUAAUAAACGGCGUGACAGUGACAUGUCGGCUCUGUUCGGGCUUAUAUUUUUGGCAGAGGAGAGUGUCGUCGUGAUUAAAAAACCUUCUGCGACACAAAACAUUAGAUAAACAUCAGCCUAACGUACAGAAACGCGUUUAAACCCGAGCAGCUCGUCAAAGUUCCAACUUAUUCAACUUGACUCCGGAGCUCCACUCGAAACUCUUCUCGUCACCCUCCCCGUCGACGUUUUACGUACGCAGCCGUGGCGUGCCUGCAAGCCAAAUAACAUGGAGUCCUCUGCCUGGCAUCUUCCAGGGAUCCAUGCAAAGAGCCCGAGCAGCGAUUAACACACGGCAAGUUAGUCCAUGGAAGCAGUCGAAGCCUGCGGCGAGCAUCGGCUCGGGGCGUAAAAGCUUCAGCAGCUCCGUCCUCAAACUAUGAGCAGCGGUGUUUAGACAGCCAGCGUUUCACUGCGACCCGCACACCAGGCCGACUCCAAGGCAGAGGAGACUGCACAAUGUAGGCAGGCUGGUCAACAGUGGGACUCCAUACUGUUCUCUGGGGGACCAUGGAGCCAGAAGGGCCACCUGUCACCCCAGGGACCAGCUAUGGGCCCCCACCCUUUAACUCAGCACAAAACCCCGUCACCUUCCUCAACAGCACCUUAAAGUCCUCAUGUUCUCCAAAUGUAGGAGACGGCCUGAUGUCAGCCAAAUGCUUGUGGGGCCAUGCUGGCGAUGAGGGCUCCAAGCAGGACGAGGGCUCUCAGCCCAGUACAGACCCGGGGAGGAGCGCACAGAGGAGAUUCAGGUCCUCAGCCUUUCCUUCCUCCCUAAGCUGGGACUCUGACUCUGAGAAAGAAACACUAGAUGAGGAGGAGCUACAGCACUUUUCUAACCCUCACGGUCUGGCUGCUCACAGCCCAGGAUCUCCUUCUUCUGGACUCAGACUUGAUAGUGAAGAUGACCAAGAACCUGGAAACCUGCAGCACUUGCAUAGCAAGACUGACUCGCCCACUCCUGUGGAAGGGCACAACAACAACAAUGAGAGCACAAAGACAGAGGAGCCAAAUACAUCUCAGCUUGGCCCAACAGAAUUGGCAGACAGCAAAGCCUGGAAUGUAUCUGAGGGAGCUGAGCUGUUUCUGGCCAAAGUAAAACCAAAGGAAGGUUGCCAAACGGAGGGGGAGGCGGACAAUACCGAGGGAGAGAAAAGGCCCAAGGGAAAAGAAGCGAAGGAGCCUGAGAGAGAUGUGUACAGCUUCCCUGGAGAUUCAGACCCAGAGAGUCCCCCUCCUGCCCCCUGGGCUCAUUGCACAUUCAUUCAGCGAUGCAGAAAGAAGAGGGUGCUGCUCAGGCCCUUCUCUGGACUUGCCACCUUGAAACGCACAUUGCCUGAGACUGGCAAGCAGGCAAGAGUGAGUCCUCAGAAAUCAAAAUCCACUGAGCCGACACAGCUGAGUCGUGGUGGUGGAGGGAUUUAUGAUUUCGAAGAAGUCAACUUUGGAGAGGGAGCUGUGGAAGAGCCGAUUAAGUUCAGAGACAGAGGAGGGAAGAGAGACAAAGAAGAAGAAAGUGAGGUGGUGCCAGGUAAUGAAAUCUUCACCUGUGUGGAAUGUAGCAUUUACUUCAAAAAGCAGGUCCACCUGCAGGAGCACAUAGUUGAGCACUGUCAGAGUGGUGCGGGUGGUGGCAGGCGUUUAGGAAAGGGUGGACGUUUUCGCUGUGUCGAGUGUGGAUGGAACCUGCCGAAUCGGCUCGCACUGGCAGACCACCACAAACGGCACCAGGAGUCCCGUCUAAAGAUCUUGGGGGAGAUUGAGAAACUGAAUGAAAAUGGGAAUGAAAGAGAGAUUCAGAAACUGGACAGUAAGGUGGUGAAGCAUAUAAAUCCAGACCCAGCUAUUAUGCAAGAUGCAAGCACAGCCUCGCAUCUAGGCAAAGAGUCAGACCCAGAAAUAGUCACAUCUCCACCUCUUUCUCCAGCCCCAAUUUCAACACCAGACGCAGACCCAGCAGUUCUUGACUCAGACGCAACCCCUCCGAAUUCAGUUCGAACUACAGCUCAGGCCCGAGCUGUUUCUGCCUACCGCCGCCGCUUUGUCUGCACCAAGUGUAACUUCAGCACAAGAACCUCCCAGGCACUUUCUAAUCAUACCAAGACCCACAACAGGAAAAAACCUGCUCUCCGCUCCCGCUCCCCAUCCCCUGGUUCAUCGUCAUGUUUGGCUUCCACCUCCCUGGCCUGUGGUCAUUGUGCCUUCCUGACCUCAAGUCAGACUGUAAUGAGGGAACACCAGAAACUCGUUCACCCAGGAAAGGUCUCCAUCAGUGGGGCGCAGGCUGAAGAGACUGGCCUGCAUUCAAGGUCUAAUGUGGGUGCUCGAAUUUCAAAACCCACCUUAGAUUCUGACCAUCUCUCUGAGGCUGGAUCUGGAUCCCUGCCUGAUGUAACUCAAGGCAAAGGCCAGCAAGGAGUGACUGCCUCAGAGGACAGCACAUUAUCAGACAGCACUGCAGCUCGACCCACAAGCCAGGCGGUUUACAAGUGUGUUGGGAACAGAAGAUUCAGCAGAAGAGGGAAGACUUGGACUGGUCUGGCCAAGUUUCAUCCCAGACUGGAUGAUGACAAGCUGCCCGGGAGUGAAGAAGAAGAAGAGCAGGAUGAAGAUCAGAGCACAGAGCAUGACACUGAGUGUUCUGAACAAGAGGCCAGCUCACCUGUAGGAGUGAAACCACACACCAGAGCACGAUCGAACACAGACGACGGUUUAGCACAGCUGAGAGCUGCAUCAUCUCUCCCUCGGAAGAAGAGUGUGAAGGACGAAGACAAGCUGGAGGUGGAGAAAGAUGGAAAGGUUUUCUUUUUGAGGCGGAGCAGCCGGGUUACUGCUGCUCCCGCAGAAAUUGACAGCGACGAUGACGACGACAUUGACGAGGAGCGCGUGCGACGUUUCCUGUCAGAGGGCAUCCUGGAUGAAGACAACGACGAGAUUGAUGAGGACGCAGAGGUGCUCAAGAGCGUGGAGAGGAAAUGCCCCUACUGCCCCGAUCGAUUUCAUAACGGCAUCGGGCUUGCCAAUCACGUGAGAGGCCACCUGAACCGAGUGGGCGUCAGCUACAAUGUGCGUCACUUCAUAUCCCCUGAGGAGGUCAACGCCAUUGAGAAGAAGUUUUCCUAUCAGAAGAAGAAGAAAAAAGUUGCCAACUUUGACCCGGACACGUUCAGCGUGAUGCACUGUGAGUUCUGUAGCGCUGGCUUUGACACCCGGGCCGGCUUGUCCAGCCACGCCCGGGCCCACCUGCGCGACUUUGGCAUCACUAACUGGGACGUCACCAUAUCACCGAUUCACAUCCUGAGGGAGUUGUUCUCCAGCAGGCCCGACCUUGUAAUCCCCACAGCUCCCCCACGGAGCCCCGGUUCCUCACAGGAGGAGGAUGAGGAGGAGGAAGAGGAGGAGAAGGAGAUAGAGGAGGAAGGGGAGGGAAUCAUUGAGGUAAAACUAGAAGGGGAGACAAGUGAAAGGACGCUGAGUGCUUCUGAUUCACAGCCUCCAGCAUCUUCUCAACACUGCAAGCAGGAGGACGGUGUAGAAGAGUGUGAAGGUGAGGAGGAGGAAGCAGCAGCUGAUGAUGAGGAGGAGCUGCAGCUGGACGGUCUGAACUCAAGCCCUGGGGAAACAGACGGCCUCUCUCCUGGGGAGGAUGCAGACUCCAAGGUCCACAACUUGAAGUGCGAGGUGUGCGGAGCUCAGUUUGAGACCAGGCGGGGUCUCUCCAGCCACGCCCGCUCUCACUUGCGCCAGCUGGGCAUCAGCGCCUCAGAGGGCAGCGGGGCACCCAUCGACCUCCUCUACCAGAUUGCCAAGGAGCGCAACGUAGACGGCCAAAUAAGCUCACUUCUUCUGGAGCCCCUCUCAGCCAAGAUCUCCUCCCCGUCUGCUCCUCAGAAAGAUGAGGAUUUAGAAGACAUGGACUUAGACGAGAAGCCCAUCCCUCUUUCCGUUCUGGCCAAAGCAGCGAAAGCAGUGCCACCGUCGUGCUCCUCCACGCCUACACCUUCUCCUGGUGCCUCUCCAGCUCUGCCUCAUUCUGGCUCCCCUUCCUCAGUAGUGAGGAAAGCCCCCAUUUCCUCUCUGCUGCCCGUGUCUUCCCCCUUGCGCUCCCCGGAGCACAAGGCUGGGGGAAUGAAGAGCUUGACCUCUAACCUCUCUGGUCCGGCUGCCAUCACAACCACCAAACCGCUCUGGGCGCCGCAGGAGAAUGACGCUCCUCUCAACCUCACUCUUGAGGUGGACCCCAACAAGGAUAUUGUUUGUCAGCUGUGUGGCGCCUGGUUUGAGACUCGGAAAGGCCUCUCCAGCCACGCACGAGCCCACCUGCGGCACUUUGGGGUGGAGUACUCCGAAUCCAAGGGCUCUCCCAUCGACCUCCUGAACCAGCUCAUCGAUACUGAUGACUUUAAGCACAAAGCCAGUGCACUGCAGCUCGACAGCCACGCUGAACCACGGGGCCUCACGAACACACUCUCCUCCCCAAAGCAGUCCCCCUUGCUGAGCCUCUCCUCCUCCUCGUCCUCCUCCUCCUCUUCUUCUCUCCUCUAUAAGGUGACCACAGCUGGGGGUGGGUCGACAUCCAAAGCUACCUCUUCCUCUGCUUCACCUCUGCUUGGCCCACCCGCCAAGCGUCUCAAGUCUUCUUCCAUGCGGGUCUUCCGCCUGAGUAGUGGGGAGCUCAUGGCCCUUCCACACAGUGAACCUCCAAAGGAAAUAGGCUGUGAGUUCUGUGGGGAGUAUUUUGAGAACCGUAAAGGCCUCUCCAGCCACGCACGCUCCCACCUGCGCCAGAUGGGCAUUACUGAGUGGUCUGUCAACGGCUCGCCCAUCGACACCCUGAGGGAGAUCAUCACAAGACGGGGCCUGCCUUGCGCUCUUCCCCUGAAACCUCUCAAAACUCCACCUCCGUCCUCUCCAGGUCCUCCUCGAUCACCACUGUCAACCUCCUCCUCUCCUUCAGCUACCCUCCUCAAUCGUUUGCCCUUUGCCUUUGCCCGCCCCUCCAGCCCUCCUCAGCCCGCGGUAUCUAAAUCCAGCUCAGCUCCACUGUCUACAACGUCUUCUAGCGGGCUCAUCCUCAAGCUGAAGCCCGAGCCAGUGCAGGUGGAGGUCACCACGCCCGGAGCUGCGGGGAGAUCUUCCGGCUUCUCUGGCGAAGCUCUCAACUGGAGCAGCUCUGACACCAUGGCUCAUGAAGUGGAGCCUACAAGAGAUAUUCGCUGUGAGUUCUGUGGGGAAUAUUUUGAGAACCGUAAAGGCCUCUCCAGCCAUGCCCGCUCCCACCUGCGCCAGAUGGGCAUUACCGAGUGGUCUGUCAAUGGCUCGCCCAUCGACACACUGAGGGAGGUAAUGCACAAGAGAGGUGUAGGAGCCUCCUCUCAGUCAGAGCAGGGAGUGAAGAAGGAGUCAAGCCAGGGAGCCAACAGUCCCCCAUGGGAGAACACUGGCGGUUCAGAGGGUUUGGGUGUUUCAGGCUAUCAGUCCUCCAAAUUCCGCAAAUCCCCCCUCAGUUUGCUGCAGUCAGGGUCGAGGAACCCCAAGCAAAGCCUGGGGUCCAUGGGCGCGUCUGCUACCCCACCUUCAGGGAAGUUCUUCAGGAUUUCUCCACUGGCAAAAAGACCUCUGUCUGAGGACGCCCAAUCAGCAGAGACCAGCCACUCACCGCCACGUCAGCUUAAGACUUUCUCACCUCUGCCACAUGAUUUCUCUUUCAAAAGGAAGCCCUCCCCAGACAAGCACGGACACCAGGAUCCCAGUUGUGAGCUGUGCGGCUUCUACUUUGAGAACCGUAAGGCUCUGGCCAGCCAUGCGCGAGCCCACCUGAGGCAGUUUGGUGUGACCGAGUGGUGUGUAAAUGGAUCUCCUAUCGAGACACUUAGCGCCUGGAUGCGCAGCAGGCCUCAGAAGGUGUUGGAGAUGCACCGUAGCUACAUGCAGGGAAGCCGCUCCACCCUUAAGAAGAAGAGCAGCUUACCUCUCUCUACGUCAGCGGAUUCUGAUCAUAUCCUCCCCAUCUCAUCGCAGAAGGCCUCCUCUUCCUCCUCCUCCUCCUCCUCCUCCUCCCAGUGGUCUUCGUCUUUGGCUGUAAGCCUGGUGCGACCACUGAGCCGCGAGGUCAGCCAGGGCUCUUCCAAGACCGCCGAUGGUGAAAGCGGUUCCAAUCUACUCACCACUCCUAUCAGGCCCGGGCGCGGCAGUCCCAGCCUCUCACGGCUCGCUGGCGACCUCCCACUUCAAGCACAGGUGGCACGCAGCGAGCUCAACGUCCGCCUGCCCAGAGGUUUCGAGCGUAGACCCUUGAAGCACCCGUCUUGCCCAGAUGGAGCAGAGAGGGACAGCGGCCCUCCUAAGCCCCCCCGCACAGGCACCGUCCCCGCCCUGGUGCCCAAACCACCCUCCUACCCACUGGUCAAACUGGUGGGCAAGUUCUACACCCUGAAGUGCCGGUUCUGCGAGGUGGAGUUUCACGGUCCGCUGUCGGUGCAGGAGGACUGGAUCAGACACCUCCAGCAGCACAUCCUCAAGAUGAACUACAACAAGCCUGCCGCUUCCAAAGCAGUCUCUGCCGAACCCCUCACCCCAGCUGAUGAACCAGCCCUGGUCCAGGCCUCUGCCCCAGCCUCCACCUCUACCUCUAGCACCACCUCCACCACACCCGCCCCCGCCUCCACCCUGACCCGCACCACAGCUCCCAGCAGCCGCUCCCCUACGCCUCCGGCCGAGUGUGCUCCACCUGUCACUGCCACAGAGAUAGUAAAGGUCUCAGAGGAGCAGCCUGCCCCAUCCCCCACUUCUGUUGCCCUCCCCACCCAGACAGCGUAAGGUCACAUCCAUUACUGUCAUGUGACCCUUUUGUCUCCUGCCUUUCUGAUUUCUUUAGUCCAUCUGUUUGUUUCCUUCGGCCUUCACAAAGUGUUGUUGAGGAGGAGUGUUCCCCCUCCAAAGAGCCCUCUGAGCACCUUUUUGAAGCAGCUUUUGAGACUGUUACUAAGUCCUGUUACCAUGGGAACGAAGCUCCCCUGGCUCUUCUGUGCACCGGGGAUGGAUGGUUGUGGGAAGCGUCCAAGGUUAUGAGGAGAGAUGAAGCGAUGUUUUGUGUUUUGCCUUGUUCAUACUGAACGUCCAUGUGAUGACGUGGACAGUUGCUGUACCUCUCCCCUUCACUGGGUGAUUUAGGGGUUAAUGUAGCCCUUUAGAAAACUUCACUACCCUCGUGUCUAGUCCAGUUUUGCCCCAUCACCUUCUGAACAGCACGUUACUUCGACCUGUGACCAUUUCUAUCAGCACGCUGGUAGCACUGGCCUCACCUGAAGGUCCUGGCUGAGAUUAAACGACUAAUCCUAAUCCUGCUAGUCUCGCGUUCGAGACUUCAAACAUGUGGUAACACUUAGUGUUAAAAGAGGCACUUUUAAUGUUGACAUAGUCACUGAGCACUUAACGAAACACCUUUCUGAUUGGGCAGAGAUUUGACAGAGACUAAUUCCGAUUGGUUAAAGGAGCAAGAAGUGGAAGCACACCCAAAAAGGGAAGAUCCCCUGAAGUUAACUUUCUAAUCAAAUACUGACCCCCAAAUAUACAUUUUGUUUGAAUGUAGCUUAAAGCACUUAUUAAUAUAAUAUAUGCACACAUUCAUACACAAUCAAACAUGUGCCCUAUGUUUCUAUAACGUUAAUGUUCCGACCCCACGGUCUGACAGGGCUGCCGCUCUGUCGAAGGCAGUCUCUUGAAUCUCCCUCUCUGGCUUGGAGAAGCGGGGCCAUAGAAAACCUUCAAGGUUACACAUUUCAACUUGUUCCAUUCACAGUGUUGCCAUUUCUCUUCCUGCCUUUUCUUAUUUAUUUAUUAUUAUGCAUCUGAAUGUGGUAAGCUAGGUCAUUUUAAAGCUAAAGUAGAACUUUGGAAUGUUUGCAAAUAGGUCAGCGAUGCACUUUUACACUGGUGCACAAUGUGUGUGUGUGUUUGUGUGUGAGUGGUAGUUUGUAUGUUCAUGUACAUACAUAGCAAAUGUGCAUUUGUUUCCCAUUUUAAAGAGACAGACAGAAGUCAAACUGCUUGAUAGGAAGACACCCACUCACCCGCUCAGAGGGGAUCCUGUCUGUACGUAGUCUGAUCAGGACUUUCAUGCAUCCAUCUUCGCGUUAGGAUGUGCCAAAGAGUCUGUUUACUUCCUUGUCUUGCCUCUGUAAAAGCUGUUUACAUUGGACCUGAUGGUGGAGGAAACUCUGCACAGCUAUCGAGUUCCACAAGGCUCCACACUGAACAAUGGACUGAACCAGCGGUGAUCUGCAUCCACUACACACACACACACACCGCUGAGUCCCCCCCCCCCCCCCCCCGACUCGGGCUCCUGGAGCGGCUUCAUGUUGUUACUGUAGGGUUAGAUUUUCCCAAUUAAACAUGAACACAAACCAAACUGCAGCUUCAGAACUGUCUGAACACAGAAACACGUCUGACCUCGGGCUCCUGAGGCUCCUGAAGUCUGUUUCUUUCUACACCGCUUCAGAGUGCGUUCACACCAACCCACGACUGAAGCAAUAACUAAAGGGUCCGCAUAGGCUGACGACCUUUUAAAAGUUUGUUCCGGUGUUGCCCAUGUUUGAAAGAUGACUGUUCAAUCCAAACAAUACCCAAACCCUUUUAUGGAGUAUAGAUACAUACUAUAUAACUACAUGUACUUAAGAAACUGUUGAUGCUAGUAGAGCUUUCAGCAGUUCUAUUAGCAAGGUAGUUAAAAAAAAAUAAGUGAUCUUAAUUCCUCUAUCGUGAUUUGAUUUAAACCUUUGAUGCUAUGUAUUUUUUAUUGCUCUGUGCAUUUCUGUAUUUGCAGUCCUGCAAGGUGAAUCUUAGAGUAUUUUUUAUUUGUAUCUGUUAGUCUCUCCAAGCUGAAACUUUGGUGCUGGUGAGAAUGUCGCAGGUCGAGAGCUGGCGAGUGACUGAACGCGAGGAAAACCAUUUUAGUGUGAUUGUCACGUCCUGGUAUCAGAGGACUCUAAUAAGCAGGCCUUAAAGGGGACCACUUUGCACGGUGAGAUGUGAUCCUCUCUCUGCAUUCACAGGGUAAUAGAUGCUGUAAGCCUGUUGCAGGUCUGCGGCUGCAUUACUGUGUAAGACGUGACUCAGAGGCCGGUGCAUUAGAGUCCCCUUUUAAAGAUUACCUAAGCCUCAGCUGGUGUAACUGGCUGUCUUUGUGUGUGUGUGAGCGUGUGUGUGUGUGUGUGUGUGUGUAUGUAUGUAUGUAUGUAUGUAUGUAUGUAUGUAUGUAUGUAUGUACAUACGUACAUAUGUGUGUAUGUGUGUAAAUGAGUGUAAAAAGACAGUGAGAUGACAAUGACGAUUAAGAAGAAAAAGAUGCAGUUGAGGAACGAACUGUACUGUACACAAAGGGUUAAGUUUUAAGUGAAUCAACUCCAAAACAAACAAUAAAUGUGAUUUCAAUUUCA
This is a messenger RNA of Larimichthys crocea (large yellow croaker), 10455 nucleotides long. It is a transcript of the gene wizb, whose product is annotated as WIZ zinc finger b. Lineage: Eukaryota; Metazoa; Chordata; Actinopteri; Sciaenidae. The transcript has 17 exons. The record is from RefSeq and is a predicted model, not a curated record. Gene Ontology annotation, molecular function: DNA-binding transcription factor activity, RNA polymerase II-specific; RNA polymerase II cis-regulatory region sequence-specific DNA binding. Gene Ontology annotation, cellular component: nucleus. Gene Ontology annotation, biological process: regulation of transcription by RNA polymerase II. The coding region runs from base 1529 to 7837 and encodes 2102 amino acids.